Hydatigera taeniaeformis is the source of this 2298-nucleotide messenger RNA. The record is from the annotation of a GenBank genome assembly. Lineage: Eukaryota; Metazoa; Platyhelminthes; Cestoda; Cyclophyllidea; Taeniidae.
AUGAGCAACAAGUUGAAGAGGAUGCUGAAGGCGCGUUUGCCCAGUGUGCCAUUCGAAGGGCUGGUGGGAGGAAAGCAGUUCCUAUCUGCCCAUGAUACCAUCUGUACAUUGGAGUCAGCUGAGUACUUCAGCCUUGUUUCGAGUCAGCGCACGUCGUUCACAGGUACUCCUUCUCCCUCACAUCUCUCCAAAGUCGAUUGCUGGCCUGCCGACCUUCUCCGCAUGCUUGAUCCCGCUGACACGCUGAGGAGGAAUGUCUUGCCAGAGUACGAGUUGGCAGUUCGAUGCCUAGGUGCAGUGAUAUUUUACUUGCGCUACUGCCUCACUGACACGGAGAUCCUCUCUCUUGGCCUCAUUCACGAGUACCGGCCCGUUGACGCCUCUUCGGUACUCACUCUUGGCCAGCCCUUCUACGAGCAACAGGUCAAUAUGGUUCUUGAUAGUGUAACUAUGAGGAAUCUCGAAAUCGUAGUCAGCAACUUCAACGGAACGCUUGAGGGUACCCUUCUCGAAAGGCUAGACUCAUGCUGCACAUCGUUCGGUCGACGCCUGUUAAGAACGUGGGUGGUCAGCCCACCUUGUCAUCCUACAGUGAUAAUCAGACGCCAAGACGCCAUCCAGGAAUUAAUGAACUUGUCAUCCGAGCUGCAGAGUGUUCGUGAUGCCCUUCGACGUUUACCUGACAUUGAGCGGCUCCUCACAAAAAUACAUAUAAUGGGAUGGAACGCCACUAAAGCUGGUCAUCCGGAAUCUCGAGCCAUUGUGGUUGAUGAGACUAUCUACUCAAAGAGGAAAAUUAUGGAUUUCCUCCUCGCCCUAUGUGGGUUCAAGUCCGCCAUCAUCAUCGUUAAGGCCUUCUCAAGAUUCAGCGUCAAAUCCGAGCUCUUGUGUUCCCUCACCUCCCUGCAUGAGGAGGGUGGGGCUUUUCCAAAUUAUAGUGAAGAGCUUUCUCUAUUUGACAAAGCAUUUGAUCAUGAAAAGGCCAAACGCGAUGGCUGCAUUACUGUGGAGCCGGGAUUUGAUCCUCAAUUCGACAAAGCUUGCGAAGGCCUUGAGAGAGCAGAAAUGGCUAUGAAUGAGUUUUUAGCUGAGCAAAGUGAUCUUAUUGGCUGUCAGCUGACCUACACGGGGACAGGGAAGAACCGUUUUCAGGUGGAGGUGCCAGAGACGUUUAUGGAUCGGGUACCGCAUGCCUGGGAGGCAACAGGCCAACGAAAAGGCUUUCGUCGCUUUCGUCCACCUGCCAUCAUGGAGCUCUUCGCACGUCUCGUCAUCGCCGAGGACGCUAAGCAGGAAAGCAUGCAGGGUAUCAUGCGUCGUCUUUUCGCCUCCUUUAGCUCUAGCUACUCUAAAUGGCAGGCGGCCAUCAGGUGCAUUGCAGAACUAGACUGUCUCAUCUCUCUCGCCAACUACAGCGUCUCCGCUGCUGCAAUCACCUGUCGUCCAGAGUUUUACCCUCUCGAUCCUGGAACUAAGCCAUUCCUAGAGAUUGUGAGUGGUUACCAUCCAUGCCUGGUGAAAAGCUUUUCUGGUGGUGAAAUCACCCCCAAUGAUGUGCAGUUGGGUCUCAUCCCGGGCCAGAAGAGAGCCACCUCCGUGAACUUCAAGGACGGUGUCACUACACUUCUCAUUACUGGGCCUAAUAUGGGUGGUAAAUCUACUCUCAUGCGUCAAACCGCACUUUUGGUCAUCCUCGCCCAUCUGGGGUGUCAGAUACCGGCCACCAGUUGCCGCCUGACACCAGUUGACAGAGUGUUCACACGAAUCGGCGCGUCGGAUCGGUUGCUAUCGGGCCAAAGUACAUUCUUCAUGGAGCUGGCCGAGACGGCUGUGAUCCUCAAUCACGCAACGGCAAAUAGUCUUGUACUGAUGGAUGAGUUGGGUCGCGGUACCUCAACCCGAGAUGGUUCCGCUCUGGCCUCCGCUGUUCUCCGUUACCUUACCACAUCUCGCCCUUCUGGUCCGCUAAGUCUAUUCUCCACCCACUAUCACGGUCUUGUUGAGGUAUUACAGAAGUCUCGGGCUGAUGCCUCCCUCAAAGCUCUCGAUGUUGGACACAUGGCAUGUAUGGUUGGCAAUGGCGAGUCAGAAGAACAACCAACAGAGGAGGAGGAGGAAGUGGGCAGUGGCACGGAGAAGAUCACUUUCCUGUAUAAACUCGUUUCCUCAGUUUGUCCUAAAAGCUACGGUUUCAAUGUCGCCCGUUUGGCACAGAUCCCAGAUGAGGUAAUCAAAAAGGGCGUAAUCAUGGCGAAAGAAUUUGAGAAGGCAACGCUGGUUUUCUCAUGUCUGCGGUGA